Carassius auratus (goldfish) is the source of this 2893-nucleotide messenger RNA. Its product is annotated as Y+L amino acid transporter 2-like. Gene Ontology annotation, biological process: amino acid transmembrane transport. The transcript has 10 exons. Gene Ontology annotation, molecular function: L-amino acid transmembrane transporter activity; basic amino acid transmembrane transporter activity. The coding region runs from base 810 to 2315 and encodes 501 amino acids. The record is from RefSeq and is a predicted model, not a curated record. Gene Ontology annotation, cellular component: membrane. NCBI's taxonomy places the organism in Eukaryota, Metazoa, Chordata, Actinopteri, Cypriniformes, Cyprinidae.
UAUGAUUUAAACAAAAUUUUAAACAACAUUUUUAAAUUUUUGAAUUUAAACAAUUAGGUCACCCAGAAUCCUACAGGCCUAAUGUAUAAUGUUAGAUCCAGUGCAAAAUCCCCAUUCGCUUUCCAUUCUGAUUUCAUUAUGUUAUCUUAUUAGUUAACCUUUGCCAAUAUUAGGCUUUUGUCAGCGUAUAGUUUGGCAUAGUCAGCAUCAGUGGCUCUCAACUUUGAGCUUCAAAUAUACAAGCUGUCAAUUAACUAGACAUGUGCCUGUAUGUGCAUAAUUUUCAUACUGUCAUGUGAAGAUGUUCCCAGCCUGUGCUCUUGAGCAUAGCUCUUUUGAGACCACUGAACCUUAAGGAGCAUGUGAUAUAUCAGCUCAGCAUCCUGAUGCACCAUGUUAAAAGCCUGAGAGAGUGAGAGAUAAAAUGAGAGAGCUGAAUUGGACUUGACUUAUUAAAAAUCCCUAUAUUUUGUCUUGGUUGACUAGAGAUCAGGUUGAUUAAUGUCCACGUCAGGGAUGGCCAUUAGCCAUUGGCUAAGACACACCAAUCCUGUUCUCACGCAGUAUGGAAUAUGACAAGCUGAGCAAGUCUUACAUGUAGACCUUUUUCUCUGUGCAGCUCUGUUUACACACUUUUGAAAAGCCAUUUGCCAUGGUGUCUAAUGGAUCCGUAAUAGCUAUAUGUCUCCUGAAGAUCUCAAGAAUUAGCGGGGAACUUUUCAGACCUUCUUUAAACUCUUGUACCUGAAUGUAGAACUGGUUUAGACAGUCUUUUUUUGUUUCAUCCAACCUAUCGGCCCUUAAAAACAAUGGCGUCUUACAGCCCUGCACCCACAGAGGAGCAGUCCUCAGAGGUGUCCAACAUAAACCUGAAGGCAAAUGGCUCACAGGAGUCCAUGAAACUGAAAAAAGAAAUAUCUUUGCUCAAUGGUGUGUGUCUCAUCGUGGGAAACAUGAUUGGCUCUGGGAUCUUCGUCUCGCCCAAAGGCGUACUGAUGUAUAGCGGCUCCUAUGGGUUGUCUUUGGUAGUGUGGACAGUUGGCGGGAUCUUCUCUGUGUUCGGGGCGCUCUGUUAUGCCGAGCUUGGGACCACCAUCACCAAGUCCGGUGCCAGCUAUGCCUACAUCCUGGAGGCUUUUGGAGGCUUUUUGGCUUUCAUUCGUCUAUGGACUUCUCUUCUGAUAAUCGAGCCCACCAGUCAGGCUGUGAUAGCCAUCACCUUCUCCAACUACAUGGUGCAGCCCAUCUUCUCCACAUGUAUACCACCCUACGUGGCCAAUCGCCUGCUGGCUGCAGCAUGCAUAUGCUUGCUGACCUUUGUGAACUGUGCCUAUGUGAAGUAUGGAACACGUGUUCAGGACUUCUUCACCUACGCAAAGGUCAUUGCCCUCAUCGCUGUCAUCAUCACUGGCCUGGUCAAGAUAUUCCAGGGUUACACACAGAAUUUUGAAGGGCUGUUCUUAGGUUCAUCUCGGGAUUCAGGUGAUGUGGCUCUGGCAUUAUAUUCGGCUCUCUUCUCCUACUCUGGAUGGGACACGCUCAACUUUGUCACAGAGGAGAUCAAAAAUCCUGAGAGAAAUCUCCCGCUGGCCAUUGCCAUCUCCAUGCCCAUUGUCACAGUGAUCUACAUUCUUACCAAUUUGGCUUACUAUACAAUCCUGCCCAUUCCUGCCAUCCUGGACAGUGACGCCGUGGCUGUGACAUUUGCAGACCAGGUAUUUGGGUAUUUUAAUUGGACAAUACCAGUCGCUGUAGCCUUCUCCUGCUUUGGGGGAUUAAACGCUUCAAUAGUGGCUGCUUCAAGGCUGUUCUUCGUGGGCUCUAGAGAGGGCCACCUGCCAGACUACCUGUGCAUGAUUCACGUCACCCGCUUCACCCCCAUCCCUGCCCUACUCUUCAAUGGUGCCAUGGCUCUUGUGUACCUGUGUGUGGAAGAUGUCUUUAAACUGAUUAAUUACUACAGCUUCAGCUACUGGUUCUUUGUGGGUCUGUCGAUCCUUGGACAGCUGUACCUGCGACGGAAACAACCAGACAGACCAAGACCACUAAAGCUCAGCCUGUUCUUCCCGAUUAUAUUCUGCCUCUGCACAGUAUUUCUUGUGGUGGUGCCUUUAUAUAGCGACACUAUCAACUCAUUAAUCGGCAUUGCCAUUGCCUUAUCGGGGGUCCCUGUCUACUUCCUGUGCUGCUAUCUACCUGCCACACGUAGGCCUAUGUGGCUCAGGAAAAUUAUUGCAUCUUCAGGUAUUCUUAUUCAGAAGGUGUGCUACUGUGUUCUUACGGAGAUGGACACGGAGGGGGAAAAGGCAGAAUAGAAGAAGAAGAGGAUGACGCCAUGACAAGAAACUGUAAUAAAUCUCUGGACCCACAACUUGACAUGCAAUACACAAAACUGCUGAUGUGAUUAAACUUGUUUAAAACUGGUUUACACGAAUAUCAUUUUAGAGUGGGUGUGAAAACUCCCCCUAUGUCAAAGCAAGUCCUUUAUAUUUAUUAGAGAUAUUUAUUCUGCGUUUUGAUCCAUUGAAUGCUGGAUUGAUGGGGAACAGUAAACCAAGUCCUUGCAUGUUCCGGUGAUAAAAUUAUAGCACUGAUCACAGAGAAAUAAUUUAGAGACAUUUGUCCAAUUGAUUUGAAAGUGUUAUGGACCUAAUUCUUGCACAUUAAUUAAUACACACUUAUAAAAGACCUUUUUGUUUGUUGAAGAAAGGAAAUGCCAGUACAACAUCUUUAUCUUUACAGGUGUGUAUAUGAAUAUUGAAAGCAGUAUUUUCCAUGUUUUCUUUUCUAAAGACUGAAAUAACCAAGGCAGUGUUAUUUUGGAUUUGUAAUAAAUAACUGGUUGAAUAAAACAAAAACAAAAAAAAUUAAAUAAAGGACAAAUAAUGCAAAA